CCGCGCCCGAUGCACGCCUCGUAUACUGACCUUAUCCUCCCCUUCGCAUCGGAACCCGACCUCCUGGAUCGUUACACCAACGCCUCCGGCGGCAUCCGCACCGGCAAGCUGCUCGAGCACCUCGACUCGCUCGCGGGCUCCAUCUCCUACAAACAUGUGCUAGGACCCGGUGUUACUUAUGAUGUGCGCCGGAGCGGGUUCUACAUCGUGACUGCCGCUGUCGAUAGAUUGGACAUGCUCGCGCCCCUCAACCCGGUCCGCGACCUCCGCCUGAGCGGGCAGGUCAUCUACACCGGCAAGUCGUCCAUGGAGGUGGCCGUCAAGAUGGAGGCGCUGCCCAUGCACGGGCAAGAAGGCGGAGAGGAGAAGACGCUCAUGGUCGGCCGGUUCUCCAUGGUCUGUCGUGAUGCUCGCACACACAAGGCGCGCGCCAUCCCUGGUCUUAAGCUGGAAACUCCCGAGGAUGAGGCAUUGCACGCGAUCGGCGAAGCACACAAGAGCCGCCGUCAGAGCCUGGCCCAACGAUCGCUCGAGCGCGUUCCGCCCACGUCAGAAGAGGCCGCGGAUCUGCACGCGUUCUACCUCAAAUACGGGAACGGGGACUUCCAUCCGGGCAACGGGGAGGAGAGGGUGUGGAUGGGAGAUACUACAAUUGAGAAGUGCUUGUUGAUGUUCCCGCAGGAGCGCAACAUCCACCAAAAGAUCUUCGGAGGUUAUCUCAUGCGCCUCGCGUACGAGCUUGGAUUCGCCAACGCCCGGCUCUUCACUCGCGCCCCCGUCCGUUUCCUCUCGCUGGACAAGAUCGCCUUCGCCGCUCCCGUGCCGAUCGGGUCCAUCCUCCGCCUCCGCUCCCGCGUGCUCUACUCCGAGAGCAGCGAGCGCUGGCCCGCUCUCGUCCACAUCGGCGUUCAAGCCAACGUCGUAGAACCCGAGACUGGGUCGGAGACGACCACGAACGACUUUAGGUUCACAUGGUGCCGUGACGCCGGCCCGCCGCUCACGCGCAAGGUCGUCCCUCAAACGUACAAAGACGCGAUGCUCUGGUUAGAGGCGAAGCGCAAUCUGGAGAUCGGCGAUGAGCUGAGGGGGCUCAGGACGGACUAAACGCGGCCGCACUGCGAUCAUAAGACGGGCUUUGAUAUCGGAUACUGCAUCCAGACGGUAUAGCGCUUUCCGAAGGAACAGAUGACACGGAGAAAUGGAUUCUCCGGGCUUGACUCACCAACAUCGAACAUAGACGAUCGGCAUUCCUAGACAAAAACUACUCAUGAUAGACAUAUUCCGUAGAUUGGAUAGGGAGUACCAGAUAGCGUGGUUUUUGUAGCGUGCGCGCUGAAUAAUCUUCAUGACAGAAACAAAGAAAC
This is a messenger RNA of Punctularia strigosozonata HHB-11173 SS5, 1364 nucleotides long. Its product is annotated as Thioesterase/thiol ester dehydrase-isomerase. Gene Ontology annotation, molecular function: fatty acyl-CoA hydrolase activity. The transcript has 8 exons. The coding region runs from base 10 to 1104 and encodes 364 amino acids. The record is from RefSeq and is a predicted model, not a curated record. NCBI's taxonomy places the organism in Eukaryota, Fungi, Basidiomycota, Agaricomycetes, Corticiales, Punctulariaceae. Gene Ontology annotation, cellular component: mitochondrion. Gene Ontology annotation, biological process: acyl-CoA metabolic process.